AUGAAAAGGGAUCGCCAAGAAACCUCUGCUGGAGGUGCGAAUAGCAACAACAGCAACAACUUUGUAAGUGUACGAGGUGAAUGUUCAUCAAUGCAGAACAACAACAACACAAACGGGAAACAAAGUUUGUGGAGAGAAGAGAAAGACAGCAGUGGUGGAAUGGACGAGUUACUAGCGGCAUUAGGUUACAAGGUUCGUUCUUCAGACAUGCUUGACGUUGCUCAAAAGCUUGAACAACUCGAGAUGGUGAUGGGUAGUGCUCAAGAAGAAGGAAUUAACCAUCUUGCUUCUGAUACAGUUCACUACGACCCUACCGAUCUAUAUUCAUGGGUUCAAACCAUGCUCACUGAACUCAACCCUUCCACCGAUUCACAAAUCAAUGACCCUUUAGACGCUUCGUCUUCCAUCUUCAACGAUAACUCUCAGUAUGAUCUCAGUGUUAUUCCUGGAAUGGCCGCGUACCCACCUCAGACCCAGAAUCAAAACAACGAAAGCGAAGGCUCUGUCAGUAACAAGAGAUUGAAGACAUGGGAGAGUGAAACGGAAUCAGAUGUUUUUCUGCCGGCGUUAUCACCGCCGGUGGAGACUACAAGACCUGUGGUUCUCGUUGACUCGCAGGAAACUGGGGUUCGUCUUAUUCACACUAUGAUGGCUUGUGCCGAUGCGAUUCAUCGUGAUGAUCUCAAGAUUGCUGAUACACUCGUGAAGAGUAUCGGAAUUUUGGCUCCGUCGCAAACUGGUGCUAUGGGUAAAGUUGCUUCGUAUUUCGCACAAGCUUUCUAUCGGAGAAUCUACAGGGUUUCACCAGAUGAAACCAUUGAUUCGUCUUUAUCUGAUGCUCUUCACAUGCACUUUUAUGAAUCUUGUCCUUAUCUCAAAUUCGCUCACUUCACCGCUAAUCAAGCUAUUCUGGAAGCUUUCGCCGGUGCUGCAAGUGUUCAUGUCAUUGAUUUUGGUCUCAAACAAGGGAUGCAGUGGCCAGCGCUUAUGCAAGCACUUGCAUUACGUCCCGGUGGUCCACCAACUUUCCGGUUAACCGGAAUCGGACCACCGCAGACGGGUAACACCGAUGCUUUACAACAGGUGGGUUGGAAAUUGGCUCAGCUUGCUCAAACCAUUGGUGUUCAGUUCAAGUUUCGCGGAUUCGUUUGCACCAGUCUUGCGGAUCUUGACCCGAAUAUGCUUGAGAUCCGACCCGGUGAAGCUGUUGCUGUUAACUCCGUUUUCGAACUUCACACCAUGUUGGCCCGACCCGGUUCCAUUGAUAAGGUUCUCAACACUGUUAAGAAGAUUAACCCUAAGAUUGUGACUAUCGUGGAGCAAGAAGCGAAUCACAACGGACCGGUUUUCAUGGACCGGUUCACGGAGGCUUUGCAUUAUUACUCGAGUUUAUUUGAUUCGCUGGAGGGGUCUAAUUCGAACCCGACCGGGCCCGGUUCUUCGAGUCAGGAUCUGUUGAUGUCGGAGCUUUACUUGGGGAGACAGAUAUGCAACGUGGUGGCUUAUGAAGGUGUGGACCGAGUCGAGAGACAUGAGACACUGACUCAGUGGAGGUCGAGGAUGGGUUCAGCUGGGUUCGACCCGGUUCAUUUAGGUUCAAACGCGUUUAAGCAAGCGAGUACUUUGUUGGCUUUGUUCGCCGGCGGUGAUGGGUAUAGGGUGGAGGAGAAUAAUGGGUGUCUUAUGCUUGGGUGGCACACGAGGUCACUCAUUGCUACCUCCGCGUGGAAGCUUCCACUCAGUGAGUCCAAGUGA
Messenger RNA from Vicia faba (fava bean), 1755 nucleotides. The record is from the annotation of a GenBank genome assembly. Lineage: Eukaryota; Viridiplantae; Streptophyta; Magnoliopsida; Fabales; Fabaceae.